AACAAGCCGAACAAACCUGUUCCUGGGAGCCAGGUGAGCUCAGGUGGGCGGAGCCUGUCCCAGUAUGUGUGAGUGGAGGAAACGGGGCAGGUACGGCAGGCUGUUGGUGCUGACAGAGUUCAGAUGGGCUGCUCCGCUGGAGGCAGACGGACGAACACUGGACUCUUAUUUUCUGUACAUUUUAAUAUGCUUGAGGUUCACAGCAGAACAGGAAACCAGGAUUUGCAGUGAUCAAACUUGGAGUGAAUCCGUCAUCCAUGGAGUCCAACCUGUCCGAGCUGUCCUCCAUCAAGGACGAGAGCCUCUACGUCCAGCCUCACUACCGGGAGUCGUACCGCCUGGCCAUCUACGCCCUGCUGUGCGGCGGCGUCGACGCCUACGAGGAGUACCUGCAGGCGGAGCAGGUCAGCCACUUCCUGUCCGACGAGGAGAUCCGCUUCAUUUUGGAAAACGCAGAGCUGCCGGCUGUGGAUGAGGCCUCAGGAAACGCAGACCGGGUCAGCCCCUCUACCUACUUCCCCACCGAGUCCGAUGAGGAGAUUCCGGAGCUGGAGCUGGGCUGGCCGAAGGCCCGGCAGAACGGCACCGAAACCACCAUCAGCCUGCUGUUCCACCCGCCCCGGCAGGACACGCCGACCAUUAAAGAGGUGGUGCGGAAACAGAUCCAGGUGGCGCAAAAGCUUGUUGCCAUAGCGAUGGAUGUUUUCACCGAUGUGGACAUUUUUAAGGAGCUAAUCAGCGCGGCCCUCAGAGGGGUGAUGGUCUACAUCCUCCUGGAUGACUCCCGGGUCAGCAGCUUCCUCAACAUGUCACGCAGUAUGGGCAUUAACCUCCACGACAUCAAGAGCCUUCGUGUUCGGACGGUUCAGGGGGAUCAGUAUCAGUGUCGGUCAUCAGCGAAGUUUCAUGGAGGCUUGGACCAGCGGUUUAUUCUGCUGGACUUGCAGACGGUUUUAUAUGGAACAUAUAGCUACACCUGGUCCUUUGAGAAGAUCAACCUGAGCAUGGUCCUAGUUAUUACUGGUCAACUAGUUUCUUCCUACGAUGAGGAGUUCAGAAGACUAUACGCUCGCUCCAUAAUUCCUGAAGCUCUGGCCACUGGGAGUCUUACAUCUACGUACCCAAAGUCCAGUCAGCUUUCUCUCAAUCUUCACAUGAAAUCCAGACCUAACAUGAGAGGUUUGAUAAACGACACAUAUAAUGAUGCAGCCACUUUAAACAGGGGCUUCAGUGUGCAGGAGAUGCUGCAUCAGUCUCACUUUACAGACACAGGGAGCGGUCACAAUUAUGGUGGAGAUUUGCAUAAGUUGAAUUCCAUGAGACGCCUGAGAAUGGGAACCAAGAACCUUGGCACCACACCGAGGCACAGCAGAGAUGUGCAGCCACCAAACAGAGCAUCUCAGCAGCACCUGAGGCACCAGACUCGCUAUGGCACAGACCACAAUCUGAUACCAUUCAACUCUGAAACAUCUCUUAACAAAUGGAAGAUGAACACAUACCUGACAGAGAGCAGUAUACCUCCUGAUGCAGAGGCCCCUGUGAGUAGUCCACAUAGCAGUCAGAUGGGCUUAAAUGAGUAUCAGUCACAGAUGAUUCACAGCAGGUCAAUGAAAAUUAAGUCUAGAAUGGAGGAAAUGAGGCUAAAAAGGCUAAGCUUGCAGGAGCAUGCCAAUCUCAGGCAAAGCCAAGAAUCAUUGCGAUCUUUGCAGUCAACUGCAGAAAGACCCCAACAUAUGAGAACUCAUCAUGGAAGACCAAGGGGUGUAGAAAUAAAUCCAAAUACACAAAACACUCUCAGUUUGAAAGACAAUGAACUCUUUAAGGAAUCUGACAGAACAGAACAAAGUUUCAUGGAUAGUAAACACUCGGCCUCUCCUGGCAAUAUCAAAAUGGGUGCCGAUCGAAAGACAAUGCACAACUGUGCUCCUGCAGGGACACAGUCAGAUACUGGAUUAGAUUCAAAACUCAGUGAUUCAACUCUCAAGAUCUCUUGUUUAAUUUCUGGCAGUCUGAGGCAGUCCAGGAUGAUGGAGUCUUUGACCGAGAUGCCUGAAGAAAAAGAGCCAUUAAACCCUCCUGGUGAUCUCUUUGAAUCAGCACUUAGAGACAAAAAUGAAAUGAGGUCUAAAGAUGAGAGAGUUGUCCAGGGAGAACACCUUAUGAAAUCAAGCUUACCUGUAGAAUCAAGUCAUCAUCAUAAAACUGGUGAAAGUUAUGGUUCGAUCCAAAAUAAAAUAGACUCACCUCCUCCAAGAGAAGCUAACAAAUCCCUUCAUGUACCCUCAGCAGAAUCUGGUCCUUCUGCAGAGCCUCAAAGAGUUACUACAAAGAAAGAGCACACGCAGAAGGAGUUUACAGACAAGGAAAAGAAAAUCUCCAGGAAAGAGAAGCGGUCCCUACUGAAAUCCCAGAACAGUUCGGACUCAAACCUAUCGCUCCAGACAUACCUUUCUAAAACGUCUUCUUUAGGGCGACUGAAUAAGAAAGAACCGUCAACAGAGACGUCCCAGCAGCAAAACUCUCUCAGUGGGCUAUCGGAGACAGAAAAACGGACAGAAAAACAGAAAUCUCCUUUCUCAAAGCUGUCCUCUCAGCGAUCAAACAAAAGAAAGACAACGCCUUCGGCAGAUCAGGACCAAGGCUCAACAGGCGCUCUGGACAAUGAAGCAGCAUCGGACUCUCAAGUCAAGAGAGAAAGAGCUUACAGUCGCUAUGAGCUCCUAAUUGGCAAUGAUAACAUCCACCUGGAUAAGCCAGGAAGGUCGACGAAGAGCUCAGACAAAGUGAAAAGCCUGUCCCUAACCAGACGGGGUGACGACCUUCGUACGCAUCAGACACAAGGGGGCGCUGACAAUAAACUGGGGCGACUAAUGCAGCGAAUGGGAAAUCUGAUUAAUAAAAAUAAAUAGGCACAUCCAGUAGGGGGCGCUGGUUAGAUUGGCCUUUUAAGUUGAACCUUUGCUGUUUUGGUCAAUCUGUCCCACUGUGGGACAUUUCAUACAGGUCAAUCCAUACCUUCAUGAUCGAAGGUAAUUUUCUAUAUUCUAUUUAUAGCUUAAUGUGAAUCCAAUGGGAUAAAUCAAUAGUAGCAACAGGGGU
Messenger RNA from Poecilia latipinna (sailfin molly), 3099 nucleotides. RefSeq names its product protein FAM83B-like. Bases 258 to 2909 code for a protein of 883 amino acids. The transcript has 5 exons. Gene Ontology annotation, molecular function: protein kinase binding. The record is from RefSeq and is a predicted model, not a curated record. Lineage: Eukaryota; Metazoa; Chordata; Actinopteri; Cyprinodontiformes; Poeciliidae. Gene Ontology annotation, biological process: signal transduction. Gene Ontology annotation, cellular component: cytoplasm; membrane.